UGUAUGAAAUCAUCGUAAAUUAACGACCAGAGGAAUAUUGUAUUGGAAGAAAUUAGAAAGUUCACAGUGCAUUAUGCAAAUUAUUUGUUAGAAACUCAAUUGACGAGAGUAAAAUUCAAUUACAAAAAGUAACUAAAAUUUCUUGCAAGAAAGAGGAGAAGCCAGGUGUCACAUUCUUGAAUCAUCUCCCGUACUUUCAAGCGAUACGACACCGCUUUCAGUGUGAGCAAACAACGAAGUAUAUAAAGAAGCAAACGCUCACUCUUUUUCAGGCAAACAGAAAAGCAAAACCAAAAGAACUGAAAUUUCCUCCCAAAGAAAACCGCCAAGAAGAUCAAGAGCCAUUGUCGACGACCACCACCACCACGAAGCCGCCAUUGGAGAACACUGGGAUGCGGCAGCCGUGUGAGUCCAAGAAAUGGGUUUAUGGGUCUUUGAAGAUGGGACGUCAACUUGAUCGAGGCGAGUUGAAGGUAUCUUGGCUUUUCCCGUAUCUGCUUGAUUUCAAUUUCUGGGGUUGGCUGUGAAUUACUUGUCAGAUAUCUCAUCGUGUUGCUUAGCUGCAUUGUCUAAGAAUUUGGCAAAGAUAUUUCUGGGUUUUUACUUAUAGUACUGCUAGUGCUAUCUGGGAUUGUCAAUUUGGAAUUCUCAUAUUCUUGUUAAGAAUAAAGUAUCGGUUUCCAUUUCUGUUGAGUCAGUCAACAUGGUUCCCCUCAAGCAAUAUAGAAGAAGAAGAAGACCCCCCACUGAGAUCAAAGACUUGACCCCUGACAUAUUGUUUGAAAUCUUUGCAAGAGUGCCCAUGAAAUAUCUUUUGCAGUUAACAACAGUUUGCAAAUCUUACAAGGCUUUAAUUAGGGGCCAUGAGUUCAGAAGAUUCCAUCACGAAAAGAAUACCAUGAAAAAUGCUCCUGAUUAUCUACUUGUUCGCAAUAGAAUUGGAGGUCAACAAAGGGGCUUCUCCAUUUAUUCUGCUAGAACAUUUACCUAUGAUGAGAAUUCAGGGCUUCCUAGGUCCAUAGAUAUUCCCAUGCAGAUGCAGCUCCAUGACCUUCCUCUGUACGAAUAUGGUUUCACUGUUUAUGGUUCUUGCAAUGGAUUGCUUUGCAUCUCUUUAUUCUCUCUGGACUUGGACUCUCCUUUAUAUCUGUACAAUCCAUCACUCAGAAAAUUCAAGCAACUUCCUCGAAGUGAAUUUGAGCUUCCUCAAGGCACCUCCAUUACUUCUCAGAUAGCCACAGGUUUAGUUACUCUCGGCUUUGGGUUCCAUUCUGGGAAGGAUGACUAUCAGGUUGUGAGGUUUGUACACCCCAAUACAAGUUUCUUUCAUGCUGAGGUUUACAGUCUCAAGUUGAAUUCUUGGACACCAGUAGAGAAUGUUGUAGAUCCCCGUGAGGUUGAUGCUUGGUUUAUGGAAGGAUGUACAUGCUUGGAUGGAGUUAUAUAUUGGCAUUUAAUGCAGCGUCCUAACAUGUCCCUCAUUUCUUUUAAUAUGCACACUUCAGUUCUUGGAAAGAGGACGCUUCCUUAUGAUCAGCUGCAACCGGUGAUGCGUCCAAUUUGUUUGCAAGUGUUGCAUCCAGAGUGUUUGCGAGCGCUGCAUGAAAAUAGUGUGCAAGUGUCGAAGAAAUCACUCUGUUUGUUCCAAGUAAUACAGCGAGGCGGCCAUCACUACUGUGACAUAUGGGUUCUGAAAGAGGAUACUGAGGAAAAAAUCGGCAGGAUUCAUCUUCCACCACAUGCAUCUAUAGCAUGGCCAUUGGGAUUUAGCACAAAUGGCAAUGUUGCUUAUAUGGUUAUCACUGAGAAUCAAGACUUACCCCUGUUGGUUCAAUAUGUUCCUCUGCUGAACCGCAUUCAGACUGUUAUAACUCAAAUAAGUCACAGACCGUGGUACGUUGAUGCUUAUAGAGAGAGUCUGGUUCUACUCGAUGAAAUCUGAGUUAUCAUGGGUUUAAUUGGGUUGCAUUGUUUUGAAAAGUGUAGUUGGAAAAUAUAUCUUUGAUCCGAACUUCUUCCUUAUUGGUGUUAAACACUGAUACUUGUGAAGCCAGUCUACUUUUACUGAGCUAAUUGUGAAUUCGCUUUGUAGACUGUCUAUGUAGUUCAUAUGGUUUUCUAUUUUGCCGGUCCAUAUUUGGUUUCAUUUGUUCCUCUGCUGCAUAGACAUCCGACUGGAAAUUCAACCGAGUCACAGGGAGUUUCUAGUUGAUGCUUAUAGAGAGAUGCUGUUGUAAGAAGAGCUUUGGCUUUAUAUACUGCUGAAACUGAUAAUGAUUUUACUGAGCUAUUGUGAAUUCACAUUGUAGACUAUUUGCUAAAAGUCUAUUGUGAUCAAUUACUCUUAUUCAUAUUCUCAUAACCACAUCAUUUCUUCUAUGACAUCUCUCAGCUAAUGUAUAAUGUUAUCAGCUUUAUGCCUUUUAUUAUAGAAUGCCCACAUGAAUUUCUGACCCCUCCCUGAGCUGUAGGGUGCAUACAAUAUGUAUGGUGCAGCUUUCUACUUGUAUCCCUUACCUAUUUCAUCACUUGAUUGAAAUGGGGAAUGGGAUACUGGGAUAGGGGUGUUGGUACAUAUAUACUUCAUCUAGAAG
This is a messenger RNA of Rosa rugosa (rugosa rose), 2594 nucleotides long. RefSeq names its product F-box protein CPR1-like. The transcript has a single exon. Gene Ontology annotation, molecular function: protein binding. NCBI's taxonomy places the organism in Eukaryota, Viridiplantae, Streptophyta, Magnoliopsida, Rosales, Rosaceae. Bases 704 to 1942 code for a protein of 412 amino acids. The record is from RefSeq and is a predicted model, not a curated record.